AUGGAGGAUCAUCUUUUGUCUGAAUUUUUCGAAGAACAUGACCACCGUUACGGCGGCUGCGAUUCCAGCGGCUUUGCUCCCGGGGACGAUCUUUUUAGCAUAUUGGAGAGCUUAGAUGCAGGAGCACUCAUGGAUAAUUUUCCUCCGCCAACACCGUGCGAUGAGCUGGUGUUUAACUCAUCAAAAGAAGGAGAGAUACAAGUGUCACCGGAGCUUGAAACUUCACCAAAACCAUCCAAGAGAGUGAAGCUUUCAAAAGAGGCUUCCCCUGGCAGGACAGGUUCUAAUUCAGACGAUGGACAGCAGAGGAUGUCGCAUAUAACGGUGGAGCGCAACCGGAGGAAGCAAAUGAACGAGCACUUGACAGUCUUACGCUCUCUCAUGCCUUGUUUUUAUGUCAAAAGAGGGGAUCAAGCAUCAAUUAUUGGAGGAGUGGUUGAAUACAUCAAUGAAUUGCAGCAAGUUCUUCAGUCACUAGAGGCUAAGAAGCAACGAAAGGCAUACAGUGAAGUGUUAAGCCCUAGGCUACCAGUUUCCAGUAGUCCAAGAUUACCUUCAUCACCACUAGUACUUAGCCCCAGAAAACCCCCGUUAAGUCCUUUAGCUAGUCCCAGAAUCAGCUGCAGUAGCUUGCCUAUCAGUCCAAGAACCCCACAGCCAACCAGCCCUUACAAGGCUCCCAGGACGACGUCGUUACAACAGUUGCAACAACCGACUUACCUCUCUAGUCCGACCAUAACUGCGGCUAGCUCAUCACUCGAACCAUCUCCUUCUAAUUCGUCGACUACCAGUUAUUCCUCCUCCGUUAACAAUGUUAUUGACAAUCUCAAUGAGCUGUUUGCCAAUUCUAAAUCCGCCAUUGCCGACGUGGAAGUGAAGUUUUCCGGUGCAAAUGUUCUCGUAAACACUGUCUCUCCUCCGAUACCAGGACAAGCUCUCAAAAUCAUUUCGGCUCUCGAAGAUCUUUCCCUCGAGAUUCUCCACGUCGAAAUUAAGACGGAAGACGAAAAAAUUCUUAAUUCCUUCACCAUCAAGAUUGGGAUUGAAUGCCAACUUAGUGCUGAGGAACUCGCUCACGAAAUUCAGCAAACAUUCCACUAA
Messenger RNA from Fragaria vesca subsp. vesca, 1101 nucleotides. Its product is annotated as transcription factor SPEECHLESS-like. The record is from RefSeq and is a predicted model, not a curated record. Gene Ontology annotation, biological process: guard cell differentiation; positive regulation of DNA-templated transcription; stomatal complex development. Gene Ontology annotation, cellular component: nucleus. The coding region runs from base 1 to 1101 and encodes 366 amino acids. The transcript has 3 exons. Gene Ontology annotation, molecular function: protein dimerization activity; DNA-binding transcription factor activity. NCBI's taxonomy places the organism in Eukaryota, Viridiplantae, Streptophyta, Magnoliopsida, Rosales, Rosaceae.